This is a messenger RNA of Amphiprion ocellaris (clown anemonefish), 1311 nucleotides long. Its product is annotated as G0/G1 switch protein 2-like. Bases 91 to 489 code for a protein of 132 amino acids. The transcript has 2 exons. NCBI's taxonomy places the organism in Eukaryota, Metazoa, Chordata, Actinopteri, Pomacentridae. The record is from RefSeq and is a predicted model, not a curated record.
AUUGCAAACUGGAGCUUGGAAGGAGAAAGAACCUACAACAGACUGCUUCACAGUCCACACACAACAUCUUGUCUCUCAGCUCAAGCAGACAUGGUGGAAAUGGAAAGCAUUCAGGAGCUGAUCCCGUUUGCCAAAGAAAUGCUGAGCCAGAAGCCCAGCCGAGGUCUGCUGAAGGUCUACUUGGUGGGCUCUUUGUUUGCAGUCCUGGGGACAGUGGUUGGGCUGGUUGAGACGAUGUGUCACCCCUUUCUCUCCAGUCAGCCAGUGGAUGCAGAGAUGCUCCUCAUGAUAGCCAGGGAGCACAGAACUGUUGAAUGUGAGACACAGUGCAGCCUGGGAGACCAGCGGGAGGACGAGGAGGACGAGGAGGACGAGGAGGACGAGGAGAAGUUUGCUCAUGAAAAUGGGGCCAAGGCUGAGAGCACGAGUGUUUCCAAAUGUCACAGACUGAGCCAACGAAGCCUCACCAACCGGCUGCACGCUUCUUAAAGCCACAGGGUCAAACCGAAGGGACUGGAGAUAUUUACAAGGAGGCUGCUCCUGCCACACCACUGAAGUGUGCAACCUGCACACAGUCUGAAGCUUUACAGAUGGAUGAAUGAGAAGCACAUGGGCUGCCAUUCCGUCCAACUUAUUAAUAAUUACACCUUCAUGUGCUGCUACUAAAUUUGUGUGUUUUUAUGCAUUGGGCACACAUGAAAGGAUCCAGCGACUCGGAGCAGUUGAGACAUUUUGAAAGGCUGAUCGCGAGGACAUGUAAAUCACGUUGAUAACAUCGUAUGUUGUAUAGGUGAGGUGGAACAUGAAAAAUAUUCCGGUUUGAAAAUGGAAGAAUGCAUGUCAUAGAAGGUGCAUAUUCCUCCCAUGAGUAAACGUCCUGGAACAAGUGGCGACCGAUGAUAGUUCACAGUAAUGUGGUCAGAGUUACAAGAUGUGAAAAAUCUGAAUGAGCGCACAAACCAAAUUUAAACACAAAGUUUGGUUUCUAAAAGAAAAAAGAGUCCGGAUUGCAUGAGGAUUCUUGAAGUGGUAGAGUCUGCAGUUAGUCUGGUUGCAGUGAGCUGCUGUGUAGCUCCACCUGUUGUCUGUUAUCUGAACUGCAACUCAACCUACUGGGUUGCAAAGAGUGGCAGGUUUUUUGUAAAUAUUGUGUUAUGUGCAAACACUGUAAAUAUACAGUCUUUUUUCAUACAAAGUUUGUUUUGGUUAUUAAAUCUGGCUUGUCCUGGUUUGCCUCCUUUAAGCACCACAUACAGGUAUGGCUUGAACGAAUAUAGACCACAUUUGUUUGAAUAAACCUGUUGGACACCA